CAAUAAACCUAAAUGUUGCGUGGGUGGUGGAUAUUCAUUUGGGCGGCUGUCUGCGUCUAUGCACAGAAUACACUCUCACAACAGUCACAGCAACAACAGCAACCAACGUCUGCAAAUAUUAGCAGUUCUAAUAUUCAGCAAACAAUAUAUGAUGUCAUCGUUGUCGGAGCAGGACUUACCGGGCUCACAGCAGCCCGGAACAUCCAGCAAAAUCGACCAGGACUAUCCGUAUUAGUACUGGAAGCACGUGGUCAAGUUGGUGGCAGAAUUCGAUAUGCUACAAUGCAGACAAGAAAUGGUGUUGAAUUCGUAGAUACAGGAUCUCAGUUCAUUUCUCCAACGGACACCCAAUUAUUAAGUCUAAUUCAAGAAUUGAAUGUUCGUACAACACAACAGUUGACAUGUGGUAAUAAUACAGUAUUCCAGCAAACAAGGAAGAAGAGACAACUAUCCCUCCAACAGCAAUGGAGUACAACCCUCUUCACAGAUCUUAUCAAUUCGCCAGAAACUCUCGGAAAUCUUACAAAUACUUCAGUUUCAGCAAUGUCUCAGCAAAUGGACACUGCUGACGCAGAUUCGGUGAACCGAAUGAUGCAGACAUUUUUCGAUGCUCCCGGAGAACAAGUUCCAGAAAUUCAGCUGGCCCUGACGUGUUCCAGUCAAAAUGCGACAGCCGUUGAAAUUCUCCGGAGAUUUGGUCAUGGGCAGAGUCUUUUGGCACAAGGUGGAAUGAAUGAAGUCGUGAGAAGGCUUGCUGAUGGAUUAUUGAUUGAAUAUAGUCAACGUGUCGUUUCGGUUAAUGAUGCCGCCUUCCCAGCUGUGGUCCAAACAUCUGCCGGCCGAAGGUUCAGUGGCCGUCAAGUGAUUGUAGCUGUGCCAAUUCCGACACUGGAAAAUAUUGAGCUGGUACCAGCACCAGAAGCUCCCUUUCAGCAGCUUAUUCAAAACUACGGUCCAACAGGCCACGCCUACUACUUCACAAUGUCAUUCCAACGUGCCACGUGGCGGCUAAAUGGGCGGAGCGGAAAAGUGAUCUACACGUCGGCGACUGGUCCAUUGGUAUGGCUGACCACAUUUGAUACCACUUUUGCGGCGAGUUGUGACAACUCCACAUCAGCGUCAUCAACACUUUGGGGUAUCGCCCAUUUCUCCUACGAUGUUCCGUUCGAGACCCGCCGCAAAUUGUACACUCAGGCGAUUAUGUACUCGCUGAGAUUUGCUGAUUUUUCGCCAUUGGAUGUUAGUGACGUCAACUUUGCCACGGACGACUUGGCGAAAGGAACAAUUCCAACAUUGAAGCUUAAUAUUCCAUUAGAAUCCCUGAAAUAUCUCAACGAUUUCCAUACUUUGUACCAAAAUGUACAUAUUGCUACUGCGGAUAUUGCCUCGCACAAUUUGGGUACCAUGAACGGAGCCGUACACGCAGCUGGCUCUGUGAGCACAUAUGUGCUCCAAAUGCUCUCAGCAGCAGAUGCUCAAAGUAACGGAGUCCUUAGGGAUACACCAGUCGAGUCGACAACUCCAUACGUCUACAGUACCUCCUCACACUACCCACCAUCGCUUUUCGCGGCUCGAAAUGUGCAAAAUGACUCUGGAAAUAGAAAUACCACUGGAAACAAUUCUGUGAACUCUGGAAAUACUGGAAAUCAAACAAAUUUCCAAUAUGAAACUAGUUCACAGUACCCGACUACUGUAGAAACACCAACAACUACUACUAUGAAACAUUUCAGUUUUGGAAAUUUGGACAACUCCACAAAUGAAGAACCGGCUGCCGUGGCCUACGACAGCCCACAACAGGAUGCCCCACCAACAUUGAACUAUUCAACGACAUUUGCGUAUUCCACUUCAAGUGUAAUGCCACUAGUCGAGACGAUCGAAACGACAACUUUUAAACAUUUUAGUAACGGAAAUUUAGAUCAAAAUGCCACGUCAGCUGUUCAACGAGAUGUGCCAGCAGUUCUCGUAAAUCAACAGCAGAAUGGUUACGCCUACACGACAUCAACUCAUUAUCCAGUACAAUUAUCUUCAAAUCGAAAUAGAAUCGACUCACGAGCAACCCCAUCUCCACAAGUUGUGCAGGAGUUGCAACAAGUUUCAGCAAAUGCUUCCAACUCGACGGCUCUCCAAUUGGCGUCAAGUCUGACGCAAUUGGUGCAAACACUCUUACAGACUUUGCGUCUACAGUAACACCUGCACAUCUAACUUUUUUCCUGAAUUUUUAAAUUUUCCCGCCAAAAUACGUGUCGUUUUGAAAGCUUUUCGGUUUGCACCGCCCUUCUCUUGUUCUUCGAUAUUUUCAAAAAAGAUUUGAAAAUGUUUCGGAAAUUGUAAAAAUCAAUAAAUAUUGUUUUGCUUU
Caenorhabditis elegans is the source of this 2356-nucleotide messenger RNA. It is a transcript of the gene amx-2, whose product is annotated as monoamine oxidase. NCBI's taxonomy places the organism in Eukaryota, Metazoa, Nematoda, Chromadorea, Rhabditida, Rhabditidae. The transcript is spliced from 15 exons. The coding region runs from base 13 to 2187 and encodes 724 amino acids. Gene Ontology annotation, molecular function: oxidoreductase activity; monoamine oxidase activity; primary methylamine oxidase activity. The record is from RefSeq and is marked reviewed. Gene Ontology annotation, cellular component: mitochondrial outer membrane.